AAAUAGCCCCUGGUUUUAGUUUUUUCCGCUGUGUUUCUUCAUUUAUACUCAACAACAUACAAUUUAAUUUAACUAACCCCCUCAACUCCAACAUCAUCAAACAAUUUACCCAUAAAAAAUGCACAUAGUAAAUAUCUAAGCAUACUCGAUACCCAGAUCAUAGUUUUCUUGAAAUAUUUCCAGUUAAAGAGAAAAAAACUGAUUCAAUUUGAGGAUGAGGAUCGACAAAAAUGUGUGUGAACGAAGAGGUAGAGAGUAUAGCGAUUCGAAGAAGAACCGGAGAAGACAGAGGAUGAUUUCCCCGGUUCAAAGACUUUAUGAAACUUGCAAAGAAACCUUUGCUAAUUGUGGUCCUGGUGUUGUACCAUCUGCAGAAAAGAUUGAACGUCUCAAGGAAGUUUUGGAUACCAUGGCUGGAGCAGACGUUGGCUUGAGACCGAACAUGCCAUAUUUUAAGUCAAUAAGAUAUGACAGACCACCUACAAUAACGUACCUGCACCUCCAUGAGUGUGAUAAAUUCUCAAUUGGUAUCUUCUGCUUGCCCCCAUCAGCUGUCAUUCCACUUCAUGAUCACCCUGGAAUGACGGUUUUUAGUAAGCUUCUUUUUGGAGAAAUGCACAUAAAGUCGUAUGACUGGGUGGGCAACCUCCCUGCUGAACCAACUCCACUUGCUAAGCCUUUAGAUCAUGGACUUGGGGAUUCUACUACUGGAAUUCGUCUAGCAAAAGUGAAGAUGAAUUCAGCGUUUAGAGCUCCUUGCAAGACCUCCAUCUUAUAUCCAGCUGAUGGUGGUAAUAUGCAUUGUUUCACAGCAAAAACAGCUUGCGCCGUGCUAGAUGUGCUUGGCCCACCAUAUUGUGAUCCUGAAGGUCGCCACUGUCAAUACUACUAUGACUUCCCGUUUUCCAAUAUCUCCGUUCCCGAGGAACAGAAGGGUGACUAUGCAUGGCUGAAAGAGAGGGAAAAACCUGAUGACUUAACUGUAGUUGGAGCAUUGUACAAGGGACCAAAAAUGGUUGAGUGAAUUGAAUUAUCCCCACCAAGAGAAUUUCUGUGGAUGAUGACGAAAGUUGGCAGUGAAGCAGAACCAAAAAAGAAAAAAACUUUUUUUUUUCCUUUUCUUAUCUUUCUUUCCCUUGUUUUCCUCCCUAAUUUUUCUUUGUUUUCCCUUCUUGCGGUUUGCUAGUGUACAUAUUCAGACCGGAGGAAACAAACGAAGGUCAUGGCGAAAAUUUGAUGCAGUAGUUUUUUUUUUUUUUUUCCAACAGUUACAUAUUUCUGACUUAGCGUCAUGUUUUAGGAUUUGUCUAAGUACCACUUUUUAUGGUACAAUUUGCUAUUUGACUAGUAGCUCAGGUUGUCCUACAUA
This is a messenger RNA of Solanum stenotomum, 1369 nucleotides long. RefSeq names its product plant cysteine oxidase 2-like. The transcript is spliced from 5 exons. Gene Ontology annotation, molecular function: oxidoreductase activity, acting on single donors with incorporation of molecular oxygen, incorporation of two atoms of oxygen. Lineage: Eukaryota; Viridiplantae; Streptophyta; Magnoliopsida; Solanales; Solanaceae. The coding region runs from base 215 to 1024 and encodes 269 amino acids. The record is from RefSeq and is a predicted model, not a curated record.